GUUCUUUCUCCAUUACGAGAAAAAAGACGCCAUUCCAGAAGCAUAGAGAGGAAGAAGAGGCAAAGAAAAAGAGAGCGGAGGAUGAAACAGCUCGAUUGUAUGCGGAGUUUGUGGAGUCAUUUCAAGGGGAUAAUGCACCUGGAUCAAAGACUUUUGUUCGAGGUGACCAUCAAUCCCAAUGAGAAAUUGAAGAGUGAUGCUGAAGGUGAAAAGUCCAAAGAUGGGGUGUCUGUUCCAAAGAAGGGAAGUAGGUAUGUUCCAUCUUUUAUACCACCUCCUAUGGCACCCAAAGGAAAAGAACCUGAGAGGAAGAGGGAGGAGGAAAGACCAAAGGAGAAGGAAAAGGGAAAGACUCGAAACAUAGAUCAUUUUAUGGAGGAGCUGAAGCAUGAGCAUGAGAUGAGGGAGAGGCGAAAUCAAGAACGGGAACAUUGGCGUGAAGGACGUCAUGCUGAAAGUUCUGCUCCAUCUAGUCGAUUUGAUGAACUACCUGAUGAAUUUGAUCCAAGUGGAAAGCUGCCUGGAUCAUUUGAUGAUGGUGAUCCACAAACUACAAAUCUUUAUGUUGGGAAUCUCUCACCACAGGUUGAUGAAAAUUUUCUUCUGCGGACUUUUGGAAGAUUUGGGCCUAUUGCUAGUGUGAAGAUAAUGUGGCCUAGGACAGAGGAGGAGCGGAGGCGGCAAAGAAACUGUGGAUUCGUAGCAUUCAUGAAUAGAGCUGAUGGGCAGGCUGCAAAGGAUGAAAUGCAAGGAGUUAUUGUGUAUGAAUAUGAGUUGAAAAUUGGGUGGGGUAAAUCUGUGGCCCUUCCAUCACAGGCAUUACCUGCUCCACCACCAGGACAAAUGGCUAUCAGGAGUAAAGAGGGUGCAACUGUGAUUCUCUCUGGUCCAUCAGGCCCGCCAGUCACUUCUGUCCCAAAUCAGAACUCUGAACUGGUUCUUACUCCAAAUGUUCCUGAUAUAAUGGUUGCUCCACCCGAGGAUGAUCAUCUCCGCCAUGUGAUAGAUACAAUGGCUCUAUAUGUUCUGGAUGGAGGAUGUGCUUUUGAACAAGCUAUCAUGCAGAGGGGUCGAGGGAAUCCUCUUUUCAACUUCUUGUUCGAGCUUGGCUCGAAGGAACAUACUUAUUAUGUUUGGAGACUCUAUUCUUUUGCUCAGGGUGAUACUCUUCAAAGGUGGCGAACCGAGCCUUUUAUCAUGAUAACUGGUAGUGGAAGAUGGGUACCACCAUCUCUGCCCACAGCAAAGAGCCCAGAGCACGAGAAGGAGUCUGGUAGUACACAUGCUGCUGGAAGAAGCAGGCGUGUUGACCCUGAAAGAACACUGACUGAUCCACAAAGGGAUGAGUUUGAGGAUAUGUUGCGUGCUUUAACAUUGGAAAGAAGUCAAAUAAAGGAUGCUAUGGGUUUUGCCCUGGAUAAUGUUGAUGCUGCAGGGGAGGUAGUUGAAGUUCUGACAGAAUCUUUGACACUUAAAGAAACUCCUAUUCCAACAAAAGUUGCAAGACUCAUGCUUGUCUCUGAUAUCCUUCAUAAUAGUAGUGCUCCUGUAAAAAAUGCAUCUGCUUAUCGCACUAAAUUUGAAGCUGCUCUGCCUGAUAUAAUGGAGAGCUUUAAUGACUUGUAUCGUAGUAUAACUGGAAGGAUCACUGCUGAGGCUCUUAAGGAACGAGUUCUGAAAGUGUUGCAAGUAUGGUCGGAUUGGUUUCUGUUUUCAGAUGCUUAUGUGAAUGGACUGCGUGCUACUUUUCUUCGUUCUAGUAACUCUGGUGUGAUCCCAUUUCAUUCUAUAUGUGGUGAUGCACCUGAAAUUGAGAAAAAGAAUAGCACAGAAGACGCAGUUGAUGGGGGAAAGACCAAUCAAGAUGCUGCAUUGGCAAUGGGCAAAGGAGCUGCUACAAAGGAGCUAAUGGAUCUUCCCCUUGCUGAGUUGGAGAGACGUUGCAGACAUAAUGGAUUAUCGCUUGUUGGUGGUAGAGAAACGAUGGUGGCACGAUUGCUGAACCUGGAAGAGGCAGAAAAACAAAGGGGAUAUGAAUUAGAUGGUGACUUGAAAAUUGCUCAGAGUACUUCAAGUUCCAGUAGAUAUUCAAGUGUUCACAGAGAAGUGAAUGUUGAUCCAGGACCAGUGGGAUCAACAGGGUGGAACAUUUAUGGAGAGGAUGAUACGCCAUCCCAGAACAAAAGGUCCGUGUCUUUGGUUUCAACCCUCCCAAUUCCACAACCUGAACUAAAAGCCUUUGCAAAGAAAGAGAAGAACGAUCCUGUUCUGCCAGCAUCUAAAUGGGCUAGAGAUGAUGAUGAAAGUGAUGAUGAACAAAAGAGAAGUGUUAGGGACCUUGGGUUAAGCUACUCAUCUUCUGGAAGUGAAAAUGCUGGUGAUGGUCAAGGUAAGGAAGAUGAAAUGGAGUUUGCUACUGACGCAAGCAUUCCAAUGCAACCUGAGAGUGGAAUGAAUGAAGAGCAGAGACAAAAGUUGAGACGUUUGGAAGUUGCUUUAAUAGAGUAUCGUGAAUCCCUCGAGGAGCAAGGAAUGAAAAAUUCAGAGGAAUUUGAGAGGAAAGUUGCAGUACAUCGGAAACGGCUAGAGUCUGAAUAUGGCCUAUCAAGUUCAAAUGAAGAUGUCACUGGCAACAAGAGAAUAUCUUCUGAAAGGAGGGACAGACGUGAUGAUAAUCAUGAAUCCUCAAGAAAGCGACACCGCAGUGAAAGCAGAAGCGAAAGCCCACAAAGAAAACUAUCACUUAGGGACAGAGAGAGGGGACAUGACUCGGACAAGGACCGGGAAAGGCAUAGGGAANNNGAUAGGGGUAAUAAUUUGGAAAGUGAAAGACGGGACCGCGAUUACCGAGAAAAGAGUGGAAGCAAAGAGCGGGAUGAUCAUGACAGAGACAGAGGCAGAGACAGGGAUAGGAGGAGACGAGUAAAAUGAGCCCAUUGGUGUGUGAACACUGCGAUUUUAUACCCCCCUGCAAAAUUUCAACUGAUGAGUUAAUUUUCAGGGGAUCAGACUGGACAUUGUGGUGGUGCAUAGGAGGAGAUGAAGAAGACUUGGCUUGCUAAAGAAUGCCUGCCAUGAUAAUCUUUUGUACCAAAAGUCAUGUCUUUCGGUUUUCACAAUUAAAUUAAUCGUGGUUGUAUUUCAGUGCCUGAUAAGUUAAGAGCAUUGCUGCAUUAAGUCACAUGUUUUUUGAAUCUGUUAGUUUUUGUCUUCCUUCCUUUAGAUCUGAAAAGUGGCUGGAUGAUUGCCUCCGUAUCAUAGCAGGAUUCCAUUCAAGUCCAACAGAAGUUGACCACAAAUUUAUCAAUCUAUCCAUCAGGGAGUUGAAUCAAUGGGCUACAAAACUUGAAAAGCAGAUCCUGCUUAAACAAGUAUCCUACUGUUCACUGCACUGUUCAUGUGAACAGCUAAUGGUUCGUUUUUUUGGUUGGUUGCACACGCGCAGCACAGAUACCUUGGAUAUCGGAAGCCUAUUUUACUUCACUUAAAAUUGCGACAUCUUACAUGCCUAAACUGGAGGCUUAAUUUGCUCCAAUUCCGUACUUAACAAUAUCUCUUACAAUUGGGUGGCAUGUCUUGUCGUGCAACUUGCUGCCGGUUGCUUGUAAGAAAAAAAAAUCUUCCUCCAAGCGGUGUGUAAUCUGCGUUUCAACAAUAAAAAUAUAAAAAAAAUAAUGCACAAAAAGCGGCUCUAAAUAGGGAGGAGAUAAAAGGUCAUGGGUAGUUUUGUCCUUGCAUGGAGGCAACCUGACAAAGUUAAUAACUACUGGCCAGCCUUCGUAGCCCACCAUAUGGUUCCUCCUGAAACUACUCGGCCCCAUCAAUGUUCCAAAGCACAUUGUAAACUCGAAAUCUGGGAGAGGUGCUGCUCAUCAGGCUCCACAAGGCGGCUACCCCAGGUGUCUGUGAUGAUAAUAAAAGGGUGUUGAGGAAUUAGUAGACCCACCACCAGGCCUAACGUUAAUUAUUAGAUGGAUGGAAAAUAUAUGGAUUGGAAGGGCCAGCAUUCUUUAUUAUCCGUUCGGUCAGAAAGCUAGUCAGAAUCCAUGGGAGAGAAUGCGUUGGGAAAAUGACAAGAAAAUAAUUGCUCACUCUUCUUACAGUAAUGCUACUACUGAAUGGCUUGGUGCCCUUGGAGGUUUUGUUACAACGUCAGCCUCCUACCUUUGCCCUUUGGAUAGAACACAAGCUAUUUGAAAAGAAGUAAAGCCAACAUGAAAUUAAAUUGCAAUUAGAAAAAUAACACAAUAUUUGACAAGUUUAUGAACAUAUUUUAAAACCCUAAUAUUUUGAUUGAUUGCAAGUAAUGGUAUUUAUGUAUGUGUAAAUCAUGACUUACCAAUCGCAUGAGUUAAAAUGGGAAUUAAAUGCAUGAUUCAAGAACGGAAUCUCUUCAGUUAUCGGUUACUCAAAUAUUGAAGUAUAUACCAUAUCUCUAAACUUGUGCUUUCUCACUGAUUAGAGAUGACUAAACAAUUAUCCAAGGAAAAGAGGGUAACAUGCGGAAUGCUGGAUUCCGAGCCAGGUAAUAUGCAUACAGUACAGGGUAUGAAAUGAACCCGCAAUUUGUUUUCAUGGCAGAAAAUUGAAGAAACAUUGCAGAAGGAAAACUCAAAUGAAAAGAGGACCUGCUUCUACUCUAGCAUGUCUAUGAAUGGCCAAGAAGCACAACGUCAGUGACAUGGUCAUGCACAUGACUGCAGAGGUUACAACCUCGAAGGUGGCCAAGAACUGCUGCUCCUGGAGGAGGCCCCAGAGUCUGCUAACGAUCAAUCCCAGGCCAUUUACAACCCUAGCCAGCGCCAUCGCCAUCUUUUCUUCAAGCAACAACAA
Populus euphratica (Euphrates poplar) is the source of this 4833-nucleotide messenger RNA. RefSeq names its product U2 snRNP-associated SURP motif-containing protein. Gene Ontology annotation, biological process: RNA processing. Gene Ontology annotation, cellular component: nucleus. Gene Ontology annotation, molecular function: RNA binding. NCBI's taxonomy places the organism in Eukaryota, Viridiplantae, Streptophyta, Magnoliopsida, Malpighiales, Salicaceae. The record is from RefSeq and is a predicted model, not a curated record.